Molecule: messenger RNA, 2103 nt
Organism: Alternaria alternata
Lineage: Eukaryota; Fungi; Ascomycota; Dothideomycetes; Pleosporales; Pleosporaceae
Product: HET-domain-containing protein
Exons: 3
Coding region: 1-2103 (700 amino acids)
Source: RefSeq, a predicted model, not a curated record
AUGGCCGAUAUAACCUUGCAUACACAGCAUCUCAAGCAGACCUCACAAGAUGCCCAGAACGUGUACGAGAGACAUGCGCUUUGUCCUAAUUCGAACACUAUACGAGUCCUCGAUGUACAACCUAUUCUCAAUGACGCUAUCGAAGGCACACCUGUCAAUUGUACUUUGCGCGUUAUCCAUCUCGAUCGCCAACCCGACUUCACGGCAUUGUCGUACGUGUGGGGUGACCCGGAACAUAAGCGCAGCAUCGUAUGUGAUGGUGUUCUGUUUCCGGUCACCGAGAAUUGCUACUCAGCUUUAUGGCACCUGAGUAAGAAGCUCCAGGGACUGGUCAUCUGGGUGGACGCAAUAUGUAUCAACCAAGAAAAGACCAGUCAGGAAAAAGAGUGGCAAAUUCCUCUCAUGGGAGACAUAUACACCAAGGCCCGGCAGGUGUACAUAUGGUUGGGCCGUGGGGAUGAUAGGUCUGACCGAGUCAUGAGAUACAUGUCGAAAGGCGGACUCCGUACAUUUGUUGAAACAGCGCCGGACGAACCGCCACGAUAUCGACCUUAUGUUGCAGCUUUGCGUUCUUCUUUUGCUGGGUUGAGUUUCGGAUAUCACCCACUGCCGUUUCAGCAAAACAAGAAGCCUGUGCUAGCUUGUGUUUCACGCCGGGUGCAAUAUGUCAACUGGUAUGAUGUCAUCUACGUUCUCGACCGGCCGUGGAGAGGUCGAGUUUGGACUUAUCAAGAGAUCCUACUAGCUUCACACCCCGUGGUUGUAUGUGGAUCUGAACAUGUUAAGUGGUCAGAUCUAGAAUGGGCGCUCCUGUUGUUGCGGAGUACCUCUGGGCCAAACUUCCCGAAAGUCAUCAUUACAUGGGAGAGCAUCGCCUUCGAUAGGGGUAAGAUAAGCUCUGCUGUUCGACCCGCGGAGCCUAACGUACUACAUUCUCUACAAGAGCACGAAGAGAUUGUAAGGAAAGUUCUCGCAGCACGUCGGACUCUCAAGAUUGCCUGGGUUUGUUUUGUGCUGGCAUGUCUAACAGCAGCCCUUCUGGUCGGUAUUGUCGGUACCUGUUCUACGGAGAUUCCCGAACUGGGAAUCAAUUUUCGUUUUGAUUACGGUACUGAACUGGUGUACAUGAUCCUGACUGUUGGUGCGAUUCCUGGAACCGUGUUAUACGCAUGGAUAGAGGUGCGCGACUUUUUCAAUCCCUUUCGACGCGACCUCGAUGACACUGGGUCAGACUCCCUGGUGGGCGCUCUAUAUCAGAGAGCAGCUACCAAUCCAAGGGAUAUGGCAUACGGUAUCUGGGCCAUUCUACCCAAGCUUGGAGCAACUGUUCUUCCUAAACCCGCGUACGAUGCCGCUGAUGGGACGCAGAUACCCUUGGUCUACUGGCAGCUGACCGUGAGUCUGCUACAAGUGACUGGAAACCUGCGAAUCCUGUUUAUAGCCGCCACGCGAAGAAUGCAAAACACUCCGUCAUGGGUUCCGGAUUGGUCUACCUUCAAGAGCAACGCGUGGCGAGACUUGCCAGGAUUUCCUGGUACUGAUCUUCUCAGGGGCCAUCCCCAUAUUUCGUCUGAGACUAAAGAGAUGGUAAAGAAGGAACGUGCUCAUCAGCGAGUAUCCAUAGACCCUGCUCAGCGUAUCUUGUCGGUACUUGCCGAAGAUACUGGGGUCAUUUGCGGCUGCGUAUCCUUUCAAGCAACAAGCAGAACUUUCGAGGCCCUUGAAAGGAACUCUCAUUUGGAGAAUAUGCGAUCGAUGCUUCAGUGGAACACACUCUUUUCACACAAAGGUAUCUUUGCUUUCGCGCUGCACCCUAGAGGGGUGAAGACUCAAGCAACGGACGAGGUGUUGGGCAUAAUAGCCAAAGAGCAAAAGGCAAAAUUACCAAAUCUAUUCGAGAAGACCAUCGACCAAGGUGCUGCGACCGCGUUAGUAGCUGCGCUAGAUCAAAAGUUAACGCCAGAGAAAGGUGUAUUCUUGAGUAACUGUCAAGUCAUAGAUGUGCCGCCGUAUCCAGAUAGCAAAGAAAAGGCACACAGACUAUGGAAGUUGAGUGAGGAGCUUGUCGCAGAGAAGCUUGGAAUUGCCUUGCAGCUUGAUUAG